AUGGAAACCUUGAUAGAGCUUUGCAAUGCUCUGAACGGCCUGAAGCCAGUGCUGUUAAUGGUGGUGGCUCAGGCAGCCUUCGCCGGAGUCAACAUUUUCUACAAACUCGCCGCUAACGAUGGCAUGAACACUAGUGUUGUUGUUGCCUAUCGCUUCCUCUUCGCCACCGCUUUCAUCACUCCUCUUGCUCUUUACUUGGAAAGAAACAGCAGGCCCAAGUUAACCUGGAUGGUAGUACUACAAGCAUCUCUGUGCGGCUUCUUUGGGGGAUCAAUGACACAAAACAUGCAAUUUGAAAGCAUAGCCUUGACAUCAGCGACAUUUACUGCUGCUAUAACUCAGCUGAUUCCAGCCAUAACCUUCGUUAUGGCCGUCUUUUUCAGGUUGGAGAGACUGGACUUAAGGAGCGGAGGAGGGAGGGCAAAGGUUUUGGGAACAUUGAUGGGAAUAGGAGGAGCAAUGCUUAUGACCUUUUAUAAAGGUGUGGAAAUCAAUAUUUGGUCCACUCAUGUUAACCUCUUGCACAAAAGUGAGCAACCAAGCCACUAUUUGGCAGCACCUACCAGUAAAUCAGAAUAUACAGAUCAUGUAUUGGGUUCUCUUCUCGCUAUCGGCAGCUCUUUCGGUUAUGCAUUCUUUUUUAUUUUUCAGGCGAAAAUGGUUGAGAAAUACCCUUGCUAUUAUUCAAGCACAGCUCUAAUGUCACUUAUGGGGUCGAUACAGUCGGUUGGUUUUGCACUUUGCAUGGAGAGGGAUUGGAAUCAAUGGAAAUUAGGUUGGAACAUUAGACUCUUGACGGUUGCAUACACGGGGAUUGUGGCUACUGGAAUAAGUUUGACAAUACUAGCAUUGUGUGUGCGCAUGAAAGGCCCAUUAUUCGUAGCUGUUUUCAACCCUCUUCUGCUUGUGAUAGUUGCCUUUGUUGGCUCUUUGCUCUUGGAUGAGAAGUUGCAUCUUGGAAGCGUGUUAGGAUCAAUAAUAAUCGUGGGUGGUUUAUAUGCCGUGUUGUGGGGUAAAAGCAAAGACAUAAAGAUGAUGACGCAAUCUGUGCCAACAAGCUUCGAGGAGGAAAAAUAUGCAGAAUCACUUGAAGUUGUUAUAAGGUCUCCAAAUGACAAAGCCAUCAACAAUAAGAAAGAGAGUGAAGCAAAUGUCAGUAAUGAUGAGCCAAAUACAUUGCCAACAUGA
Messenger RNA from Fragaria vesca subsp. vesca, 1188 nucleotides. Its product is annotated as auxin-induced protein 5NG4-like. Lineage: Eukaryota; Viridiplantae; Streptophyta; Magnoliopsida; Rosales; Rosaceae. Gene Ontology annotation, cellular component: plasma membrane. The record is from RefSeq and is a predicted model, not a curated record. The transcript is spliced from 7 exons. Gene Ontology annotation, molecular function: transmembrane transporter activity. Bases 1 to 1188 code for a protein of 395 amino acids.